Messenger RNA from Mycotypha africana, 885 nucleotides. Its product is annotated as kinase-like domain-containing protein. Gene Ontology annotation, molecular function: protein kinase activity; ATP binding. NCBI's taxonomy places the organism in Eukaryota, Fungi, Mucoromycota, Mucoromycetes, Mucorales, Mycotyphaceae. The record is from RefSeq and is a predicted model, not a curated record. The annotation marks the transcript as partial. Gene Ontology annotation, biological process: protein phosphorylation. The transcript is spliced from 4 exons.
AUGAUGAUCAAAGAGAUUGGACGAGGCAUGCAUGGAAAAGUAAAACUUGCUGAGGAUUUAGAUACAGGGGAAUUAGUGGCUAUUAAAAUUGUAGAUAAACAAGCAAGAAGAAAGCAUUUGGGGUAUAAUAUCAGUAAAAAAGAGCUGCAAGACAAUCUACUUCGUUUUCAUAAUGAAAGUGAACAAAAGAUUAGAAAAGAAAUGGCCAUUCUAAGAAAAUGUGCUCAUCCCAACGUGGUUCGUUUAAAAGAAGUCAUUGAUGACCCAAAGAGUCGAAAAAUUUACUUGGCACUGGAAUACAUGGAAGGGGGAGAGAUUAUAUGGCACGCACUGGAGAGCAUUCGCUAUUGGCCGGUAUUGACCAUGGAGGAAGCAAGGCAUAUCUUUCGAGACGUCGUCUGUGGAUUAGAUUACCUUCAUUACCAAGGCAUUAUUCAUCGCGAUAUAAAGCCUGCCAAUUUGUUGUAUGCCACCAAAGAAAAGCAACAAGUCAAGAUAUCCGAUUUCGGUGUCUCUUAUUUCAAUCCUCACUUGGCAGCAACAGCUGCUUCCUCCGAACAACAACACACGAGGGCAGAUGAAAUGGAUCGAGAAUUAGCUGAAACAGCAGGUACACCUGCGUUUUUCGCCCCCGAGUUAUGUAGCUCUUUAGAACAGCAACACCAACAGCAACGAGAGGAACAUAUCACGAAAGCGAUUGAUGUAUGGGCUCUGGGCGUGACGCUGUAUUGUCUCAUUUAUGGUCGAUGUCCCUUCACGGCGGCGACAGAGUUUGAACUCUUUGACAUCAUCCCUACUCAACCGCUCACGUUUCCGACAAAAGAGCAAGUCGGUUUUGACACACCCGACACGUUACAGCACUUGCUCCAUGGAUUAUUAGCCAAA